CGCGUAGCUCUUGCAUCCUUGCGAUCCCGUUGGCUACAUCCUCUGUCAAUAACAACGGGCUCGUUUCAGGAAUGGUGGUCCUCUCGUAACCGCUGAAUGCUGUGUCAAUGCUGGUGUGCUGGUGUUUUGUAUUUUAAUCUAACGGAAAACAGGGAAUUGGCGAAUUUGGCGAAAUAUGUACGGAUUUGUCAACCACGCACUUGAACUUCUGGUGCUGAGAAAUUAUGGACCUGAUGUAUGGGAGGACAUUAAGAGAGAAGCUCAAGUUGAUGUAGAGGGACAGUUUCUCGUCAGAAUUAUAUAUGAAGAUGCCAAAACAUACGACCUUGUGGCUGCUGCAAGCAAAGUUCUGAAAAUAGAUGCAGGAGAAAUCUUACAACUGUUUGGAAAAAUGUUCUUUGAGUUCUGUCAGGAAUCAGGCUAUGACACCAUCCUCAGAGUGUUGGGCUCCAAUGUUCGUGAAUUUUUACAAAAUCUGGAUGCAUUGCAUGACCAUCUGGGCACCAUCUACCCUGGUAUGCGUGCGCCUUCCUUCCGCUGUACGGAUGCAGAGAAAGGAAACAACCUUAUUUUACACUACUACUCCGAGAGAGAAGGUCUCCAGGACAUCGUCAUUGGGAUCAUCAAGACAGUUGCACAGCAGAUUCAUGGAACCGAGAUUGAGAUGAAGGUAAUUCAGCAGAAGAGUGAAGAGUGCGAUCACAUUAAGUUCUUGAUUGAAGAGAAGGACUCAGAGGAAGAGGCGUUUUAUGAAGACCUGGAUGGUUUCGAGGAGAACGGAACUCAAGAGACACGAAUCAGUCCGUACACCUUCUGCAAGGCUUUCCCAUUCCAUCUGAUGUUUGACAAAGACCUCAUGCUCACACAGUGUGGCAAUGCCAUCUUCAGAGUUCUGCCACAGCUGCAGCCUGGCAUCUGUAACCUGUCCUCGGUGUUCUCUCUGGUGCGGCCGCACAUAGACUUCAGUUUCCAUGGCAUCUUGUCUCACAUCAACACCGUCUUUGUGUUGCGGAGUAAGGAGGGACUCUUGAACGUAGAGACUGCUGAGAGUGAAGAUGAACUCACAGGAACAGAGAUCAGCUGUCUCAGACUGAAGGGCCAGAUGAUUUCACUGCCAGAGACUGAAAACAUCCUGUUUCUGUGCUCACCAAGUGUUAUGAAUCUGGAUGACCUGACGAGGAGAGGUCUCUAUUUAAGUGACAUUCCCCUUCACGAUGCCACCCGUGACCUUGUGCUGCUGGGUGAGCAGUUUCGUGAAGAGUACAAGUUGACCCAGGAGCUGGAGAUCCUUACUGACCGACUGCAGCACACGCUCCGAGCCCUGGAGGAUGAGAAAAAGAAGACAGACAGGUUGCUGUAUUCAGUUCUGCCUCCCUCUGUAGCCAAUGAGCUGCGGCACAAACGGCCCGUACCGGCUAAGCGAUAUGACAACGUGACAAUUCUUUUUAGCGGCAUCGUGGGGUUCAAUGCGUUCUGCAGCAAACAUGCGUCUGCAGAGGGAGCCAUUAAAAUUGUCAACCUGCUCAACGAUAUCUACACCAGAUUUGAUAUUCUCACCGUUUCUCGGAAGAACCCUUAUGUCUACAAGGUGGAGACUGUUGGUGAUAAGUACAUGACAGUGAGUGGUCUCCCAGAGCCCUGCACCCAUCAUGCGAAAUCCAUCUGUCACCUGGCGCUGGACAUGAUGGAGAUUGCUGGGCAGGUGAAAGUGGAUGAGGACCCAGUGCAGAUCACCAUUGGAAUCCACACAGGAGAGGUGGUCACAGGGGUUAUAGGUCAAAGAAUGCCCCGCUACUGCCUGUUUGGAAAUACAGUCAACCUGACAAGUCGUACAGAGACCACAGGAGAGAAAGGAAAGAUAAAUGUGUCUGAGUACACAUACAGGUGUUUGCUGUCAGCGGAGAACGCUGAUCCUCAGUUUCAUUUGGAAUACAGAGGACCCAUAACCAUGAAGGGGAAAAAAGAGCCAAUGAAAGUGUGGUUUCUUUCACGUAAGACCUAACUGACAUCCAGUGGAGCCACAGCAAUGUCAUUGUCAUUUUGUUCUCAGCUGUCUCGUGUUUAUUCUGAAAUAUGUGAAUAGGGUUUAUUCAUCAAGAUCAUUUUAUUUUUCACCUCUGAGGGUCAGAUGUAGACACAGCGAAGAAUGUUCUUCAGUGCCCUCUGCUGUUGAAGUGCCAAUUUUUUCUGAUUCACAAAUAAUGAAACAUAAUGGAAAAGUAUUAAAGAAUGGAUAUAUUUUACAUGAAAAUAUGUAAAUGUUCGUCCAAUUUGGUCAGCUUUGAUGCUACAGUACCUGGAGUGCCAACUAUAUAAUUGAUUUAAGAUGGAACAUUAGAAUAAAUACAACUGGAACUUGUUAUAAAAAGACUUUUUCUAUUUUCAUCCUGUUUUGUUUAUCGUAGAGGAUGUGACAUUAUUCAAGUCACUAGCAAGUCUAGGAAAAUAUAAUUUCAUCACUGAGCAAAAAAGGUUAUUUUCAUUUUAUCACUUUUUUUGCUGUGUGUUGAUAUUGGAUAUAUAAUAAUAUUUAAUGUUAAUUAUAGUUAAUUGAACACUUACACUUUUAAAAACUUUUUUUAAAAUGUGCAUUAAUUAGGGAAUAAUC
Messenger RNA from Triplophysa rosa, 2608 nucleotides. RefSeq names its product guanylate cyclase 1 soluble subunit beta 1 (gene gucy1b1). The coding region runs from base 176 to 2002 and encodes 608 amino acids. NCBI's taxonomy places the organism in Eukaryota, Metazoa, Chordata, Actinopteri, Cypriniformes, Nemacheilidae. The record is from RefSeq and is a predicted model, not a curated record. Gene Ontology annotation, biological process: response to oxygen levels; cGMP biosynthetic process. Gene Ontology annotation, cellular component: guanylate cyclase complex, soluble. Gene Ontology annotation, molecular function: heme binding; guanylate cyclase activity. The transcript has 13 exons.